GUCGCCGUCGAGUCGUCGGAGCAGCAUGGCUGAGGCCGCUAAUGGAGGCCUUGUGAGGCGCAGAACACAUAAUGUGGCCCAACCAGCGAGGCCUGAGCAUAAACUCCUGCAUCAAACUGUGAUGCCAGUUGAUGGUCAUGUUAGGGGCACAGCGAAUGAGGGCGGUAUUCCUAACCCUACAUUUGAGUUGACUUUGCCCUACAACUCGGAGGAUUGCAGAGACCACGUCUCUCAACCACAACCUGCCUCUUGCACCAUCCGUGUUGGGCGUGCAAUAAGCCCUUCCAAUAAUUCCGACCAAUGUCGUCCCGUCAACAACGGUAAAGUACCACAAUGUUUCGAUAAUAAUUCCAAAAAACAUUCAUGGAGCAGCAUGGAGAGUGAGAAUCCCGAUGCUCCCCUCACUCCAGCCUCCAGAAACCGUCUGCAGCCUAACGGUCAGCCGGACACCAGAAACCAAAGUUCUGGUGCCCGGUCCAGCUCAGAUGAGCAAUUGCAAGCCCCUAGAUCUCCCUCACCUAGACCAAAUACAGACCCAUCUUACCAGCCACCUAGAUCUCCCUCACCUAGACCAAAUACAGACCCAUCUCACCAGCCACCUAGAUCUCCUUCACCUAGACCAUAUACUAACCCACCCAACCAGCUACCUAGAUCCCCUUCUCCUAGAUACCGCCUACAUUCAGAACCAUCUUCGCCAGCUAGAUCUCCAUCCCCUUUCGGCUCCCAUUUCUCAGGGGAGAUCGGCUCCAAAUCUCCACAUUAUAAUCAAAGGAAAUUCAGCAUCGGCGACACGAGCAGCACGGUGGGCGUUCAGAGCAAUGCAAGUGGCACGAGUGAAAACACCGACGCCAGAAGUGAAAGAAAAACCAAGUCGGUGUCUUUCCACUCGCACACCAACUGGAAGAGCGAAAGGAAGACGGAAAGUGGUGAGUUAAUUUUCCUUUAA
Molecule: messenger RNA, 946 nt
Organism: Hyalella azteca
Lineage: Eukaryota; Metazoa; Arthropoda; Malacostraca; Amphipoda; Hyalellidae
Product: serine/arginine repetitive matrix protein 1-like
Exons: 1
Coding region: 26-946 (306 amino acids)
Source: RefSeq, a predicted model, not a curated record